AUGGAUCCAGAUGCUACCGAGUCGACUGUUUUCCCCAACACCACCCUCGGCAUCCGGAGGGACGACGGGACUGAUGACGAUGAGUUAGACUUGACCUCCCUGGUCUUCACCGCGCUUACCAUCCUGAUCGGAAUUCCAGGCAAUUUAGUGGUGAUCUGGGUCGCGGGGAUCAAGCUCAAGGCAACGGUCCUCAACGUGUGGCUGGUCAACCUGGCGGUGGCGGAUCUCAUCUUGUGCUUCAGCCGAAUCCUCUCCCUGGUCAAGGAUCUGUUCCUGAACGAGUGGCUCUUCGGCUUGUUCAUCUGCAGGUUCAACGGUUUCUUCAAGUACACCAAUAUGUUCUGCUCCGUCUUCAUGCUGGCCAUCAUCAGCGGGGACCGGGCUGUCUGCGUGUGGUUUCCCGUGUUCACACGGAACCACCGCACGGUGUGCCUUGCCCGCGUGGUAGCCGCGUGCACGUGGCUGAUGGCGGCGGCAUUGAGUUUGCCCUUCUACUUCUGUCGAAUUCUCUACAAAGACAACAACCUGAUCCAGUGCAGACAGAAAAAUAAGAAAGCGCUCUACUUGAUCCGCUUCUUAUGCGGCUUCCUGCUGCCUUUCCUAGUCAUCCUGGGCUGCUACAUCCUGGCUGCGGUGGGCAUCCGCCGCAUCCACUUGGCGGGCAAGUUGCGUGCCCUUUGUUUGAUGGUCCUGCUGGUGCUGGUGUUCUUCGUGUGCUGGGCUCCGUACCAUGGCUUGCUAUUGCUGGAGAUGGUGGAUAGCAGCAACUCAGUUCACCAUACCUGGUUGCCCGCCACCAUUACUAUGUCCCACAUCAAAAGCUGCAUCAACCCACUUCUUUACUUCCUUGUGGGCUUUAAGAAUCAAGGGCGGUCCAAGAAGUCUGUGACGGGCCUGUGCAAAAGCGCUUUGAUAGACGGCGUUGAGAGACAGACGCCUCAGUCCAUUGACUCCGGAGAGAAUGUGUCUCAUUUAUGA
This is a messenger RNA of Nerophis lumbriciformis (worm pipefish), 978 nucleotides long. NCBI's taxonomy places the organism in Eukaryota, Metazoa, Chordata, Actinopteri, Syngnathiformes, Syngnathidae. The record is from RefSeq and is a predicted model, not a curated record.